UCUUUUCUUACUAGUUAUCGAAAAGAUUUCCUCUCCCUCUCUCCAUUUCUUGUGCAGAGAGCCCUCUUUCUUCUUCACCAAACCAUUAACCCUCUAUAAAUACCUUCUCUUUUCCUCUCUGUAUUGCAAUUCAUUUUUCUUUCUCGUUUCCUUCUUUUUUUUUUUUUUUUUUGUUUUAAAUUGUCUUUUUGGAUAGCUUGUGCUUCUUCUACCGAGAGAGAAACAAACGAGAGUGGUGUUGUUCGUGGUUGGUUGUAUGCAUAGAUACCAAUACGGACAAUGUCGGCUUUGAGAGAUGAGGAUCCUCGUAUUCACGGCAUCAAAACUAAGAUUCGCGUGGUGCCCGAUUUUCCCAAACCAGGUAUCAUGUUUCAAGAUAUUACUACUCUAUUACUGGAUCCUCAAGCAUUCAGGGACACCAUUGAUUUGUUCGUAGAGAGAUACAAAGACAAAAACAUUUCAGUGGUUGCAGGAAUAGAGGCUCGAGGUUUCAUAUUUGGUCCUCCCAUCGCAUUGGCUAUAGGAGCAAAGUUUGUUCCACUGAGAAAACCGAGGAAGUUACCUGGGAAAGUGAUUUCAGAAGAAUAUGUAUUGGAAUAUGGAAGAGAUUGUCUUGAGAUGCAUGUUGGAGCAGUCGAACCUGGUGAACGUGCUUUGGUUGUUGAUGAUUUGAUUGCCACUGGUGGCACUCUCUGUGCAGCUAUGAAUUUACUUGAAUGUGCAGGUGCUGAAGUGGUAGAGUGUGCUUGUGUAAUUGAGUUGCCUGACCUGAAGGGGCGCGGACGCUUGAAGGGAAAGCCAUUAUACAUACUUGUUGAAUCUCACUGAGUUUGCAGGCACUAUGGCUCUGGGGUGGAGCAGCAUGAAAGGAUGUACAUUAGAGGCCUUAUUAAAGCCUAUGUUUUCAUCUGAAUUAGCAUCAUUACUUCAUUUCCAUUAUCGGGACCUUGUUUCACCUAGUAACACAUUGAACUCAGAGAGUUUGUAAUUGAGAAAUGCUUGUAGGACUCCAUUUUUCUCCUAGAAAAGAGAGAAUGUAUUCAUAUAAAACUUUUUUGGGCUGAUUUGUGUUAGCCUGUCCAGUUUCAUUGAGAUAAUCUUGCCACUCAGAUUCUUCAAGACAGAUACUAUGAAUCUUAGUUGAGCUUGAAUUCUCAUGGUUGAUUACUGCAGCUCUUGGCCUGUCCUCAUUUAUAGCCAUUUAAUAGCAGGUUUGGUGUUGGGUUUAGUUUGAGAAAUCUUACUGUUUAUAGGUGAGUUUUUCUGAGGUUGAAACAUUUCCUGGGCAGAGAUUGAGGACAGCAUUUGUUGGAUUUCGAAAAUUUUAACCGCACUGGGCAUGAAAUGUUUAAUUGAAUUUGUCAAGAUCCAAAUCAUUACGGUCAGAGAAUGGGCAUCUUGUAGGAUUCAAAUGUAGUGCCAAAUCAUUUUGUCUCUUCACGGCUGCUGUGGCUGUGCUAGUUGUGUCACCUCAGAAUCAGAUUUUUGGAAUAUGAGUUGUGACUUUUGCUAUGUUAGUCAGUGGAAGUUCAGCCCAUAAAACAGCAUAAUGUCGGGCUCUAAAAAUACCCAUUAUAGCGUAAUUGGACGAUGCUGCCAUAAAUGGAAUGGGUUCGUCUGUUGAACCAGCAAAGACUGCCAAGCUGUCCUCUCUUCAGCCCUACUUUAGGGCGUGAAUGUUACAAUUACAAAUGGAUAUGAUGUUGCAUUUUGGUUCAUGUAUUACCUAACCAUGCUGAUUCGUGGAUUCAAAGUCCCAUCCAUUCAACUCAGAGUUCCUAAAAAAAAACAAGGUGGGUACUGUGUAUCUUUCUUACUUUCUUCUUUUGUUUCUUCUCCUGAAAACUGACAGGCUUGUUUAUGAG
Molecule: messenger RNA, 1865 nt
Organism: Carica papaya (papaya)
Lineage: Eukaryota; Viridiplantae; Streptophyta; Magnoliopsida; Brassicales; Caricaceae
Gene: APT3
Product: adenine phosphoribosyl transferase 3
Biological process (GO): adenine salvage
Cellular component (GO): cytoplasm; cytosol
Molecular function (GO): adenine phosphoribosyltransferase activity
Source: RefSeq, a predicted model, not a curated record